Durusdinium trenchii is the source of this 993-nucleotide messenger RNA. Lineage: Eukaryota; Dinophyceae; Suessiales; Symbiodiniaceae. The record is from the annotation of a GenBank genome assembly.
CUGUCUCUGAAGUUGGGGUGUCAAACAUCAAAUCCGUCCGUCCGUUUUCGCCAUGGCGGACUUCUUGGUGGACGAGCUGUCGGGCUUACCACGCCCAUUGGAGGGCCGAGAGGUGGUGCUCUUUCUGGAGCCUUUCGGUUUUCAGGCGAGCACGCCAAUGGAUUGGCAGAAAGGAGCCGAGAACCCAGAGCUCAGCAUCCGUGUGACAGGUCACGCGAUGUGCGGGCGACACUUGCACUACGUCCUGGAAUGCUUCCUGUGCCACGGCCGUUCCACCGAAGCCAAGCGGCGUCCGUGGCUGGAAUGGAAGGCUUCCCGGCGCCUGGUCCAUCUGCGCGCAGGGCUGCAUGACUUAGUCAAGCACUAUCUAGGCAGCAGCUACAAGACCUACUUCUGCCAGAUUCCCUUCGCGCGUCGCUUGCGGCCGGCGGGGACCACGGAACGUUUAGAUGUGUGGUGCAACCGCUUGGCCUGCUGCCUCAGUUCCCGUUUGGUGCCUCCCAUCGUGGCCGCUAACGUGCUCCGCCUCGUCGGAGCUCCCAACCUGAAGGACUGCGAACUGCCGGGUGUGACCUUUUGUGAUCAGGAUGAUCUGGAGUCCACCCAGCCCGAAGACGGAGACUCCAGCGACUCCAGAGAGGUUUGAGGGGAAGGCGGAAGGCGCGAAGGCAGCCGCGCGGAACGUGCGGCUGGCGGGCCGGCUAUUAUUGCCGGCCUUCAGACUGAGCAUGCGGAGAGAAGUUGCGACUGGCGAGUUUGAGGUCUGAAUUUGGCUGGUUUCUGGAGUUCGCGGUGGUGACUGACCCCGCAGUUCUACCCGAAAAGUCCAGUGGAGAAAGGGGAAUCUGGAUCGUCUUGGGGCUCUGUGGGCCAGCUCACCAGCUGUUCGACGACAAUUUGUUGGUCUAUUGCGUGAUUUCCUGUGAAUCCACUGGGGGCAAAAAGCCGUUUCUUCUGGGGCAAAAGGAUCCUGGACCGGCCACAGCCAUGGAC